GCGCGAGCCUCUCUUUUGAAAGGGGUUUGGGGAGUCGGCAUCUCGGACCCCUUCGCCGUUUCUCUACCUUUUUAGGUGACCCCAGAUGAGGUCCUUUUUUUCGUCAGACUUCUCUCUUCUCUGGGAUGUCAAGGGCAGAUGAGAAUCAAGAGCAGUGGGUGAAUUAGAGACUCGAUUUCCCGACAGUUGCCCGCCUUACUUUCCUCCCUUGUUUUGGGCAUUUUAAGUUACCAUUUACCUCGGUCCACUAGAAACAAGGUUGAUGCAUCUCACCCGAGUCCAGCUCUCCUUUACAGGCGUUCUCUCCACUGUUAUGGUUCUAUGUGUAUGAAGCAAUUGAUACCAGAGAUGGAUUAUCUUGUGCAGAGUUGGUAUCUUUUAAGCAUCCUCAUGUUGCAAAUCCCCGGCUUCAGCUUCCCUCUCCAGAAGAGAAGUGUCAACAAGUGCUGGAACCUCCAUAUGAUGAAAUGUUUGCUGCUCAUUUAAGGUGUACCUAUGCAGUAGGAAACCAUGAUUUCAUUGAAGCAUACAAAUGUCAGACUGUGAUAGUUCAAUCUUUCCUGCGAGCAUUUCAAGCCCACAAAGAAGAAAAUUGGGCUUUGCCAAUUAUGUAUGCUGUAGCACUUGACCUUCGAAUUUUUGCUAAUAAUGCUGACCAGCAGUUGGUGAAGAAAGGGAGAAGUAAAGUUGGGGAUAUGUUAGAAAAAGCAGCUGAAUUGUUGAUGAGCUGUUUUCGAGUUUGUGCCAGUGAUACUCGUGCUGGUAUAGAUGAUUCCAAGAAGUGGGGAAUGCUAUUUCUGGUGAAUCAACUAUUUAAAAUUUAUUUUAAGAUCAACAAACUUCAUCUUUGUAAGCCCUUAAUUAGAGCCAUUGAUAGCUCAAAUCUGAAAGAUGACUACAGCACAGCACAGAGAGUUACAUACAAGUACUAUGUUGGUCGCAAGGCGAUGUUUGACAGUGAUUUUAAGCAAGCUGAGGAAUAUCUAUCAUUUGCCUUUGAGCAUUGUCACCGUUCAAGUCAGAAAAAUAAAAGAAUGAUUCUGAUCUAUCUGCUGCCAGUAAAAAUGCUAUUGGGUCAUAUGCCAACAGUUGAGCUUUUGAAAAAGUAUCAUCUUAUGCAAUUUGCAGAAGUAACCAAAGCUGUAAGUGAAGGAAAUCUUCUGCUCUUGAAUGAAGCUCUGACAAAACAUGAAACCUUCUUUAUUCGCUGUGGUAUUUUCCUUAUCCUUGAGAAGCUAAAGAUCAUCACAUAUAGAAAUCUCUUUAAGAAAGUAUAUUUAUUACUUAAAACGCAUCAGCUUUCUCUUGAUGCUUUCCUAGUUGCCUUAAAAUUUAUGCAAGUUGAAGAUGUUGAUAUUGAUGAAGUCCAGUGCAUUUUGGCCAAUCUCAUAUAUAUGGGUCACAUUAAAGGAUACAUAUCUCAUCAACAUCAAAAGCUAGUGGUUAGCAAGCAAAACCCUUUUCCUCCACUUUCAACUGUAUGUUGAUUCUAUAACAUUAAGUAUAGAUUCUACAACAUCAGUUCUAAGGAACUUUUGCAGAACUUUAAACUUUGCAGAUUGUUUUUUUUUAAGUCAUGCAGUUGAAACUCAAAAAGUAAUCCUGUUACACUCGGAACUGGAAUCUUGGAAACUGCUCAUGGCUCCUUUCCCAGGGACACAGAGGCUAUGAACUUGGCAGCGUACCUAGAGGACAUGAAUUGCUCUUUUAUAAAUUAUAGCUUCUGUUAACUUCAGUAUGAUCUAAAGUUUCUCUAUAGGAAAAAAGAAAACAUUCCUAGCCUACCAUGAAACUUUUAUAAAACUUCUGAAAAGAUGGUAUUUUGAAUAUUUUUAAGGUAGCUACACAUUUUACUUUUCAUAUUGUUGUUCAUAAAAUGACUUUUGUAUUUUUUCAUAAGUAUUUUGAAAAAAUAUUCAGAAUGUAUUGAGAUUGUCUUCACUCUGACAUCUUUCAGAAUAUUAGGGUUUCAGUAUUCCAUUUGAAUGUUGUUUUGCCCAUAACAGCUUGGAAACCUUAAAUUUCUUUAAGAGGCAAAUUAAAUUUUAUUUUGAAUGCUU
Messenger RNA from Monodelphis domestica (gray short-tailed opossum), 2060 nucleotides. The record is from RefSeq and is a predicted model, not a curated record. NCBI's taxonomy places the organism in Eukaryota, Metazoa, Chordata, Mammalia, Didelphimorphia, Didelphidae.